AUGGAUUUCAUGCGAGACCACCAUAUCCCUGUUUCUGAUGCAGAAGUACAAAGCGUGAAGAUGAUCAUGUGCAAGAGCAAUAACAAGGGGGCGGUUAGCCGUCGAAUGCGCAUGGGGAUGGCGGAGGAGAGAACGAGGUGUCGAUAUGGUGGUAUCCGACAGCCAACAGAGGCCUGUAUUGAAAGAGCAGUCGUUGUUGGAAGGGUUCAGACUCCAAAACAAUCUCAAGACCUCGAUGGGUGA
Messenger RNA from Penicillium diatomitis, 243 nucleotides. RefSeq lists its product as uncharacterized. The coding region runs from base 1 to 243 and encodes 80 amino acids. The transcript is spliced from 2 exons. Lineage: Eukaryota; Fungi; Ascomycota; Eurotiomycetes; Eurotiales; Aspergillaceae. The record is from RefSeq and is a predicted model, not a curated record.